CGAAGCAGAGACGCUCCUGGGAAUGGCGAAACAAAGUUUGUAUCGAAUAAUGUCUCCUCCGGCGGUGGAGAUUGGGUCUCCGGUUGAAACGGUUUCUCCUUCGCUAAACCCUGCCGGUGAAUUCUUCUCCGCAUUUUUUCCGGAGAGUGUCCACUCUCGCGAUCAACGAAGCAUGCACGCUUCUUCCUCCUCCUCUACAGAACCUGGUAUCGGGAAUGGAUUCCAAUUCGGGUUCGGAGCUGGUUCUGGACAAAGUACCAAGACUCGAUCGAAGCCGAGGCUGGUCAAACUGAGGAAGAACGGAAGAAAAGUGAAAGGAACCUCUCUUUCCGGCGAUAUCCUCUCGGGUUUCAAUCCAUUUGCGCCGCCCAGUAAAGGUAGUCUCCAUAUGAAUAGUGGCAAUGAUAGAAAUGAUGGCGAGUCACCUGGGGAUAAACAUUUUGUCUUUGGGGCUAAUGGGAAUAGUUCUGGUGCAAAAGGUUCUAGUACUGGUAAUGCCCCAUCGUCUGAUGAGGAGGAAUUUAGCACACCUAUAGGUGACUAUGACUUGGGUUCGGAAUCCACUAAACAGCAUUCAGAUGGAGGUUUAGGAAAGCUUGGUAAUGAUAUUCCGGCAAACACCAGGCCGUGUAAUGAAAGCACACCUUGUGGUGCGGGAAAUGGGUUUGAUAGUGGUGAAAAUGGAAGCUGGAAAGAUGUCCAGAAUCCAGGUGCGUCUGAGGAGGUUUUUCGAGGACAGAAUGACAUAGACAAGAAUGCAUCGGAAAGUAAAUCUUGUUAUGAUACUUGUAGAAAGUCUAACAGUGUGCAAAAUGCUCAUAGUGAAAGUAUAGAUGAUUCUGAAUGGAACCUGCGUGCUGAGAUGGAGAAACUUAACAUCAGUGGUACCAGAGUUCAUGGUGGCAACGGCUAUGAGGAAGCAAGAAAAUCCAGUAACGCGCCUGCAUUUGUUUUUGGUAGCUCUGGAAAGGUUGAUGCUGAAUGCAAAGAUGUGGCAACACCAGGGCCAUGCGCUUUCAGCUUCAAUGGUUUUCAACAAAGUGAUAAUGCAGCGGAUAAAAGACCUACUUAUCAUUCUGAUACCACCAACAUAAACAACCUAACAAGCACUACCUUUAAUACAAGAACAGCCUUUGACGAUUUCAAAGUAGAUCCUUCUGUGCUUAAGAACAGUCUGUUUCCAGAAGUGAGCAAAAAUCUAGUACAUUCGCGAAGAAAUCGUUUAUCCAAGGACAAGAGAUCUAAGAAAGACAAGGAAAAAAUGAAACAGCAGGGUCCAAAUCGAUGUAACGAUCAGGCCUCUGUGGGAAUUCAGUCUCAAGAGAAACGAAGCUCCCCUGGAUGUGGCUCACCCAUGGAUUUUUCUCCUUAUGAAGGCGAGAAAGCCAGCUAUCAUUUUCCAACAGAAACUCCUCUGACAUCAAUUGAUCCCUCACAAUCGAGAGAACAUGUAAAUUCCCGCUCUAGCAAUGACUUCAAGGUUGCCUCAGCCAGGGAUCAUGUAAAUAGUUGUAUGCCGGAAUUUUCUUUCUCAGCUUCCAGUUCUCAGGGAAAAAUACCAAAUAAAAAGCUUGCAGCUGUAAGGAAAUAUAAGAGGAAAGUUAAUAACAGUUUUCCGAAAAACAAUCUUAAUGCCGCCAAGCAGAACAAUCAAGAGAAUCAACCUGUGAAUACAGGUCAAGCUACACAGGAGUCAGGCUUUGCAUCUGCGAUGCCUGAUGCAUGUGAGGUUUGGCGACUAAGGGGAAAUCAAGCCUACAGAAAUGGUGAUAUGUGUAAAGCUGAGGAAUGUUACACACAUGGUAUUAAAUCCUCCCCGUCAAGUGAUAAUUCAGAAUACUUCAUAAAGCCUCUUGCGCUUUGCUAUGGCAACCGCGCAGCAGCAAGAAUUUCUCUUGGAAGAUUGAGGGAGGCUAUAAGCGACUGUGAGAUGGCUGCUUCACUUGAUCCAAGCUACAUUAAAGCGUAUAUGAGAGCUGCAAACUGUCAUCUUGUGCUGGGGGAACUUGGAUCAGCAGUGCAGUAUUUUAAUAAAUGCAUGGAAUCCGCCUCUAGUGUCUGCUUGGAUCGACGAACUACUAUAGAAUCAGCUGAAGGUUUACAAAAGGCUCAAGAGGUAGCUGAGUAUACCAACUGUGCAUCCAUAUUUUUGGAGAAGAGAACACCCGAUGGUGCAUCUGACGCAUUGGUUCCAAUUGCAAAUGCCUUGUCAAUUAGUUCAUGCUCAGAUAAAUUGCUUCAAAUGAAGGCGGAGGCCCUGGUUAUGCUCCGACAUUAUAAAGAAGUGAUUGAGCUUUGUGAGAAUACCCUUGAGACGGCUAAGAGGAAUACUGUUUCAGCAGGGAUUGGUGGCAUCACAAAUGUUGAUGGAUUACAGUCUACGCAUCACUCACUAAUAGUUUGGAGAUGGAACAUGAUUUCCAAGUCGCACUUUUACUUGGGAAACCUUGAGAUGGCCCUUGGUAUAUUAGAAAAGUUACAGCAAUUGGGAUCUAGCCACAACGAGAAUCAGGAAGACUGUCGUGAGUCACCGGCUUCUUUAGUGGCCACCAUUACUGAACUUUUAUGUUACAAGAACGCAGGUAAUGAAGCUGUUCGGGCAGGAAAGUACAUGGAAGCAGUAGAGCAGUACACUGCUGCACUAUCAAGAAAUGUUGACUCACGCCCUUUUGCAGCAAUUUGUUUUUGCAAUCGUGCGGCUGCUAAUCAGGCGUUAGUCCAGUUUACGGAUGCAAUUGCUGACUGUAGUCUUGCCAUGGCUCUUGAUGAAAACUACACAAAGGCAGUUUCCAGGAGAGCCACACUACAUGAGAUGAUUAGAGAUUAUGAUCAAGCAGCUAGUGAUCUCCAGAGGCUUAUCAGCAUUCUCGUAAAGCAAAGUGAUGAGAAGAGAAAAACGUCAGAUACAUCUGCUGAUCGUGCAAGCAGCAGGAAAGAACUAAGGCAGGCCCGCCAACGGCUGUCUGUAAUGGAAGAAAAAUCGAAAGAGGGCAUUCCUCUGGAUUUCUUCCUCAUCAUGGGAGUGAAGGCAUCUGACUCUGCUGCUGAUAUCAAAAAGGCUUACCGCAAAGCAGCUCUUAGACAUCACCCAGACAAGGCUGCACAGAUUCUUGUCAGAAGCGAAAGCGAAGGACCAUGGUUGAAGGAGAUAUUAGAAGAGGUUCACAAGGGUGCAGAUAGGCUCUUCAAAAUGAUUGGAGAGGCAUAUUCAGUUCUUUCUGACCCAACUAAGAGGUCGGACUAUGAACUUGAGGAAGAGAUUAGGAAAGCGAGGGCAUCUAGAGAAAGUUACAGAAGCAGAGGAAACAGAAAGGCUGCAGAAGCAAGUAGCCCUCCAUAUCAGUCAAGCCCAAGCAAUCGAUACUGGAGGAACAGCGAGAGGACAUAUCGAAACACGCCUUCUUGGUGGUAGAACGCUAAAUUUUUCUUGGUGGCAUAACUCAUAAGCUAUAGGGAUCUGCUGGGUUACUCCCAGGUGAGUUAUUCCAGAGCUACUGAAGUAAGAUCAUAAUUCUCUCUGCUUUGCGUCAUCCUCGCAAGCUCUCACUUUAAGAGGCUAUUCAGUGGAAAAAAACCGUCCUUUGAUCCCUAAAAACGACAGAGACGAAGUUCCAAAGA
This is a messenger RNA of Eutrema salsugineum, 3618 nucleotides long. RefSeq lists its product as uncharacterized. Gene Ontology annotation, molecular function: protein binding. The coding region runs from base 23 to 3412 and encodes 1129 amino acids. The record is from RefSeq and is a predicted model, not a curated record. Lineage: Eukaryota; Viridiplantae; Streptophyta; Magnoliopsida; Brassicales; Brassicaceae. The transcript is spliced from 13 exons.